AUGGUUGAUAAAAAAGGACAGAUGGAAAUUAUGGAAGCACACAAAAAAGAUUUAACGAAUAUUGAUUUUAAUAACGAUUGGAAAUGUUAUUGUCAACUUGCGAGUGAAGAAAUCGAUCAAGAAAGUAUGGUUGCAGUUGUACAUAAUAUAGUUACAGAUCCCUGUUGGUCCUCAAUAAAUUUACCACAUAUUAAGAAAUUUGAAGAAAUAAAUUUACACAAAUGGUGGUAUUAUAAAAAAUUCGAUUGGAUAUCUAUCGACAAUCAAAUACAACAACAAAUUCAACUUGUUUUUGGACCUAAUAAUAAUCUAAAUGACAGAUCUGUUUCAACGAAUAUUACUGUCGUCAUAUGGCUCAAUAAUACAAAAAUAUUUUCUGGUUUAUUUAUGUCAUUAACCAAUCCUAUUGAAUUACCUUCAAAAUUAUUACAUAAUGAAAAUAUCCUGGUGAUUUGCUGUUCAAAUUCUAUUCUUUCUCUUCAUGCUCGUCUUAUUUUACAUGGUAAAAUAAUUUGUGCAACAGGACAAAUAAAUGUAAAUGAAGAAUUUGUAAACAAAAAUAAAACUCAAGAACAAAAUAAAAAUGAAGUUUUGGAUUAUACAAUUAGUCUUGAUGAUACUAAUGGACGUAUUGAUGUUUUAUUUAAAUCCACAAGAAAAUACAAAGCAUCUUUAAAACCAAUUCCAUCAUCACCAAAAUUUGUUUCAUAUGAUCAAAAUGAAAAAAAUAUAGAAGAACUAAAAAGUGAUCUUCUUAUACCUCGUUUAGCUAUUGUAAUACUCCUCGUUGGUACAAGAGGAGAUGUGCAACCCUUUAUUGCUCUCGGUCAAGCACUUCGAGCAUAUGGUCAUCGUGUUCGAUUAGCAACACAUGAAACAUUUCGAUCAUUUGUUCGUGGUAAUGGUCUUGAAUUUUAUCCAUUAGCUGGUGAUCCAGCUGAUUUAAUUUCAUUUAUGGUUAAAAAUGCUGGUAUUAUUCCGUCAAUGAGUAGUAUUAUCGCAGGAGAUGUUGGCAAAAAACGUCGAUCUCUAGCUGAUAUUCUUGCUUCUACAUGGCAAGCAUGCAUAGCAAAUGAUGAUGAAACAGAUAUGCCAUUUACAGCUGAAGCUAUUAUUGCUAAUCCACCAUCAUUUGGUCAUAUUCAUUGUGCAGAAAAAUUACAAAUUCCUUUACAUAUCAUGUUUACUAUGCCUUGGACAACAACAGCAGCAUUUCCACAUCCAUGUUCGAACAUUGAUAAUUCAACAGGAUCAAGAAAAGUAAUUAAUCGAUAUUCGUACGAUCUUAUUGAUACGCUGACAUGGACUGGUUUGCGGGAUAUAAUUAAUAAUUUUCGUAAGAAAACAUUAGGUCUUUCAACUUUAAAUACUAGUCAAGCAAUAAAUAUGUUAAAUGAUGAACGUGUACCACAUACUUAUUGUUGGUCACCAUCACUUGUUUCUAAACCUGAUGAUUGGGGAGCACACAUCAAUGUUUCUGGCUUUUUCUUUUUGGAUCUUGGUACUGCUUAUACGAAUCCACCUCAGGAUUUACUCGAUUUUCUUCAGCUCAAUGAUAACAAAUCAAAAUUAUCACCGCCAAUUUAUAUCGGUUUUGGUUCUAUUGCAGGACAUGAUUCUCGUCGUAUUCUUAAAGUUAUUAUUGAUGCUGUUAAUUUGACUGGAUACCGAGUAUUAUUAUCCGGUCUUGCUACUGAUACAGAUCAUCUACCUUCGAAUAUAUUUAAAAUUGGAAAUGUACCACAUGAUUGGCUUUUUCAACAUGUAUCAGCUGUAUGUCAUCAUGGCGGCGCAGGUACAACUGCUGCCGGUCUACGUGCUGGUAAACCAACAAUUAUUGUACCAUUUUUUGGCGAUCAAUUUUUUUGGGGUACUGUCAUUGCUAAGUGUGGCGCUGGUCCUCAACCAGUUCCAGGAAAGUCAAUUACUACAGAUCAACUAAUUCAAGCAUUUCAUUUUGUUCAUAAACCAACGACAUGCGUAGCUGCUGAAAGUCUUCGUGAUUCUAUUCUGAAAGAAGACGGAUGUGCGGCAGCAGUACGUGCAUUUCAUUCUAAUCUACCCUUGACACGUAUGCACAGUGAUUUGGAACCAACAUUUGCUGCCUGUUAUCGUUCAGAUAAAUAUAACAUACAGAUAUCACGACCAGUAGCACAAGUAUUAGUAUCAUCAAAUAUUCUAGAAGAAAGUCAACUUCGUCCACAUGUUACACGAGAAUGGCAUGUCAAACAUGAUAAUCAUACGCAUAUAAUCAUGCAUGGUUUAUGGGAACAUUCUCAUAAAGCUAUUUCUACAAUGUUUGUUGAUACUACAACAGAAUUGAAGCGAACAAGUAGCAUUCAAAACAUAAACAAGAGAACAACACUUGGAGGUGCAGGAACUGUUGCUAAAGGUGUUGGCUUAGGUAUAGGUCAUUUAACAGUUGGAUCCUUAGCAUUAUAUGGUGAAUUAACCGAUAUACUUGAUCAUCUACCUUAUUUAUAUGAUCCUUAUAGUAGUAAUUCAAAAUCACGCUCACGACCGAUUAUAAUUGAUUUUAAAUCAGGUGCGAAGGCAGCUGGUUUAACCUUAUGGACUGGUUGGAAAGAGGGUAUUACGGGCAUGAUAACACAUCCAUGCGCUGGUUAUAAACGACAUGGUAUACUUGGUGGUGCAGCAGGAUCAGUAAUAGCUUCAGUGAAUAUUUGGAUGAAACCUGGUCUUAGUACUCUUUCAUCUAUUACUUGGUUAAGUCGAGGUGUUUAUGCUAAUGCAACAAAUGUUUUAGAUAAUUAUAAAAAGGAAGGUAGACGUCUAUCACCUAACCUUUACAAUGCCACUUCGUCGUUAUCAACUGCAAAUAAUGAAGAAAUACAGAAUGCAAAUGAUAAAGAAGUUUCUUUAAUUGCCAAAACUGCCGCAAACAUUUCAGGCUUUGAUCCAAAAAUAUGUCAGAAUAUUAUUGAUGAAUUUGAAAAAAUCAAAGCAGAACACGAACAACAUCUGAAUUCUUUACGGAGAAAAAAGAAAAAUCCAAUAUCGUUUCCUCGUACCAUUAAAAAUAAACGAUCUUCGUCAGUGGAUAAUCGUAUCGAUUUGUCACGAAAAGUCAAAUAUUGA
This is a messenger RNA of Adineta steineri, 3099 nucleotides long. NCBI's taxonomy places the organism in Eukaryota, Metazoa, Rotifera, Eurotatoria, Adinetida, Adinetidae. The record is from the annotation of a GenBank genome assembly.